AUGGGUCGACCGCCUGUCGUCAAGAAGCUUCCGUAUGGGCACAGCGCUAUCAUUCUCCGCCUCGAUAUUGCCCCGGAAGAUGGCACGCAACACAAUUCUCCGUCAAAGAAGGACGCAUCAAGCAGUCUGGAGAAGGUUGAGAGGUCGGCGGGCAUCAGUGGGCUUGCAACUAUUCCUCCCGCCAUAUUGGCCAUCUCACCGCUGUCGCUUGCGUCUAAAAAGAAUCAAGAAUUGGUCAAAGCACUAACCGAUCGUCAAAUAUUCUACGCUUUCCAUCGGAACUUCAUGAUAGGCCCCAGCUUCUCAGACCAGUUCAGAUUGUCACUCCAAGCAAUCCUCUCCUGCUCUUCCGGCAGCCUCUUGAAAGCCUACCGAGCCGUGCUGGCCGUGUGGGACAACGAGGGCCACCGGGUCAGACCGCUCGAAGAAAUAGACUUGUCCGAGGGCAGGGACUGUCUGAUGAGUCUGGGCCAAGUCAGCGGCACCUCGAAUCUCAUCGAUAAUGCCGCGAUUUUGAUGCUGGGUCAAGUACUCAUUGUGUACCAUCUCUUCACAACGUGUACUUCAGCCUGGACAAUCAACCGACACGCAAUCCUAUCGGCAGCGCGUUCGUACGGCGACCUUUUAGCGCAACCCAUAUUCGACCCUAUCUCCAUCACGCCGAUUCUCUUCGAUACCGCCGAGUCCCUCGUGCGACGGGAAAACCCGGUCAUUCGACUACCGCAAACCGACCGGUUCAUCGUGGACAGGUCCGUGGGCCUCUGCUGGUCGCUCCUUGGCUUGUUGCAAGAACUAUGCGAAGUCAGCGAGAGGAUGAAGCGAUGUCCCUCAAAGGCGUGCCGAGAUACCGCAAGAAGGGCAACGGGGGAAGAAGAUGACGAUUUGAGUUGUAUAGAGAAGAAAAUCCGAACUUGGGAGCCAUCCGCCCCGUCAACAAUGUUCGACGACUUUACGGGGAUCGAGGUCGCCGCUAUGCUCACUCAAGCCCGCGUGUAUCGCAUCACGGCUCUGCUUCUAAUACACAGACUACGCUACCCGCUCGGCGUAGAAGACGAGGCAGCACGAUGGCACGCAAACAUGAUUUGCGCCGAUUUGACGGGAUUUGUGUCGCUGGCGCCGGAAGAAAUCAGAGGUCUUCCUGUUGGUCUGCCACUUUUGGUGGCCAUGCUCGAGACGAGAGAGAGAGCUCGUGAGAUAAUAAGUGGCCUGGCUUUGUUUGCUGCUCAUCCUCAACAUUUGACGGAGCUUGAGAAAUUUGUCGAUCUUGCUUGGGUAGCUAGAAAAGGGGGGUUCCAAGGCUUGUGGUUUGACCUGGUCGACGUUGGCUUGCAAAUGCCAGUUGUACCCUAA
Colletotrichum karsti is the source of this 1350-nucleotide messenger RNA. RefSeq lists its product as uncharacterized. The coding region runs from base 1 to 1350 and encodes 449 amino acids. The record is from RefSeq and is a predicted model, not a curated record. The transcript has a single exon. Lineage: Eukaryota; Fungi; Ascomycota; Sordariomycetes; Glomerellales; Glomerellaceae.